Molecule: messenger RNA, 5286 nt
Organism: Malaya genurostris
Lineage: Eukaryota; Metazoa; Arthropoda; Insecta; Diptera; Culicidae
Gene: Nup214
Product: nuclear pore complex protein Nup214
Exons: 6
Coding region: 102-5198 (1698 amino acids)
Biological process (GO): protein import into nucleus; RNA export from nucleus
Cellular component (GO): nuclear pore
Molecular function (GO): structural constituent of nuclear pore; protein binding
Source: RefSeq, a predicted model, not a curated record
CUUUUUCUUUUUUCUUAACACCGCACAAUCGAUAGUCGCGUCCGUUUAUACAAUUUAUUUUAUAGUUCUUGAUAUCAUAAAUUGUGUUAUUUUGUAUUGCGAUGGCGACUCCAGCACCAGAGGGAUUAGAUGUUACGGAUCUUAAGUUCAAGCUGCAAAGCAAAGUUGCGAUUUUCCAAGGCGAUGGAAACGUAACUAAUAGCUGUAACCUAUUAGCGACUGCUAGCGUUUAUGGAUUGAUUUUUGCUGGUACAAAUGGUUCGCAGUUCAAAGUGUUGCAGUUGAAAGAUAUUACCGCAGAACGAGCACUGGAUGUUGCUGUACCAUUACGCACAGUUCCACUUCCGAGUGAGCCGUUUCAAAUGGCGACUAGCUGCGAUCACGAAUUAUUAGCCAUUGAUGUUAUUUCAAAUAAUGUUCCAUUCAUCCACAUAUAUUCGGUGGCUUCGUUCCUCAUGCCGACAGUUAAGAAGUUGUACGAAAUCAGAACAUCACCCGAGGGUGUGAUUAGAAGUACACAACUUUUGUGGAAUCCGGUAAUACAUAAUAUGCUCUCGUUACGCACAGAAAAUGGUGCUUUGUCUGUGUAUACCUUGAAGGAACCCACUGGAAUAGAAUUUCAUUCGUUAGAUAAAAGUGAGGGGGCAAUGUGUGCUUGUUGGAGCCCAAAAGGAAAACAAUUAGUGGUAGGUUUUGCAAAUGGAAAACUUGUCCAAUAUAAACCUGAUCUAAAAUUAGCGCGUACGAUUACAUGUCCAGUUGGUGUCAUAGACGGAGACUUUGAUGUUAUAGCGUUACAAUGGUUAUCCACGUACCAAUUUGCAGCAGUAUUUUUGUCCCGUGCAGAUGAUAGCGUACCAGCACUGUUUAUUGUGAAUGCUCCGAAAAUAGGAAACCCAGUCUUUAUCAACUAUGAUGAUAUUUGCUAUAGCCAAAGUGUACCACGGAAGGGACAAGUUUUUCUGCAACACAUUUUGCCAUGGAAUCUUUUGUUGAUGGCUUCCGCAAAUAGUAUGGAAGUAGGCAUAUUAGGAACAACUGAGAUCGGAGAAACGCCCACAUGGUUCCAGUGGACUACGACAGACGAAUCACGUGCAGAACUACCACUAUCUUCGGAUAAGCAAGAAACUUUCCCGGUUGGACUAACACUCGAAACCGGUUGCACGCAUGUAAUUACCAUUGGCGAGCAGACGUAUCCAGUAAUGCCCAUGAUUCAUAUGCUUUCAACAUAUGGUUUCUUAGUGUCGUUUAAUAUUCUUAAUCUGACUUCGAAUAUUCCAAAUAUAUGUUCCCCACCGAAACCUAUUACAGAUUGUUCCGGGAAAUUUCAACUAAACGACUGCAAAACAAUAAUUCCAGUUGUAAGCGCUGCAAAUUCUGCGCAGAAAUCUAGUGACAUUUCUUUCGCAGUACCUAUGGGAGCAACAUCUACUCCAGCUGUGAUGAAAACCAAAUCUUUCUUUAGUCCUAGUGAGAACAAAUCGCCGAUAAAUCUCUUUGGAGGAGGAUCAAAUAUUGUCUCAACGAAUGCUGUAAUUACUCCUACGUUCGGCAAACAGAUUGCUUUUUCGGCCUCACCUGCAACGCAAAGUGAAGAACCAGUGAAAACAAGUCCUUUCGGAAAUGCAACCAGUUCAUUCACAUUGCCUGCACAAAUAUUUGUCCAACCUCAAACUCAGUCAUCUCUACUGAAAAACAAAGUACCCCAACCAAAACCCUUGGAAACUGCCAAACCAUUGGUAACAGUUUCUCCAACGUACACGCCCCCUCCGACUGGUCAAAUACAACGUGUUGGAUCAAAUGGAAAUCUUUCCCAGCAACCCCAGAAACCAGUUCAGAAGAAAUCGGAAGCAUCUGACGAUACGAACUCCGUCAUUCGUUCAAUGAUUUUUGAGGAGUUAAGGAAGUUCGAGAGAGAACUAUCCAGUUUGAAAGAUCGGUGCAAAUCACUCAACACUACUGUUGGGUCAAAGGGAGAAAGCGCUAACAUCGUAAAAAAUCUUAAAGAACUUCAAGAUCUGAGCGUACAAGCUACCGAGAGCACUGAUUCUCUCACAUCAGAUGUGCAAGCGCUUCGUUUAAGUUUAAACGAGGCAUUUGCAAUGGUAGCCGAAGCCAAUAGUAAAAAUUCAAUUUACAAGCAUCCAAGUCCAAAUCAGUUUCAAGAAACUCAUGCUAUGUCUCAAUCGAGUCGGCGGCAGUUGACAAACCUUCAGAAUAUGUUGGCUAUCAACAAAAAUCAAUUGCAAGUUGUAAACAAACACAUCGAUGCGCAAUGGUCAAUUUUUCAGGAAGCAAACAGGGCCAACUCAAAGCAAAGAAUGCACGUACCUAGUCUGGAGGUCCUCUAUCAAACGUUGUCCAAACAACAGGAAAUUCUCAAUAGACAACGUGAGAAGAUUAGCAUUCUUAAAAGUCGUCUCGGCAUGCGUGAAAGUAUUCGUGGAUUAGAAAAAGGAAAUCGAACAGAUCCGAUCCUAGCUACUGUUGACUCAUUAACUGAUUCGAUUAUUUCGAUGACAAUAGCCGACCAAGUUCGUGAAGAUGCUAGACGAAUGGACGACGCCAAAAUGAAUUCUUUGCGAAAUAUGCUACGAAACAGGAAAAUUAUUACUAUCAAACCAGGUAGACCCGAUCGGGUUGGACUGAACUCAGAGGUUAUUCGCGAGCGACGCAACGAGGUGCAUCGUAUUAAUAUGGAAAAGCAAAAGGUAAAAGCAGAAACAAUUUCAGCACCUAACCUAGCUUCAACUGAUCCGAAAAAAACGGAAAAAGUCAAACCCAAACCGAAAGCAGCCGAACCGGAAGUAAUAUCAACAAUCGUGCCUGGGAAAUCUGCACCAGCGGUAGCUGUUAAAGAAGCAGUUCAAGAAUUUGAAUUCGGGUCUAAGCCCAAUCCGGUAACGCCUACUGCCGUAACAACGGGAGCACGUACAACCCCAGGACCUGUUUUUAAUUUUGGACAAGCAACGCCGAAUUUCGGACAACCCGCAAAGACAAAGGAAGGAUUGCCUAAAGAAACCGUACUUUUUGGAAACACGACAAUAAAACAAAUCCCAGCCAUGUCGAAAAAUACUUUACUUGAUAAAGAAAAUCAGGAACCCUCUUCAAGAAAUACAACGCUUUUCGGUUUUGGAAGUACAACAAUUCAGGCAAUUUCAAAAACUGAAAGUUCUUCACCAGCAACGGAGAAAAAUAAACCGGUGCUAACAUUCGGAUCCAGUUCUAACUCGAAUAACAAACCGGCUACGUUCUCGUUUGGAGCUCCUACAGGAGGUCCACUUAGUUUUGGAUUAUCACAGAAUGCUCCGCCAGCUGCGACUUUGAAUUUUACUAAAGAAAGAGAAUCGGAGCCGAAAAAAGCAGAAAAAUCAAGUGGUGAUGUAAAACCGGAUAAACCAUUUCAUGUAUCUAGUUCAGAAAACAAUGAUGCCGAUAAAGAAGGAGUGAAGGCCGCAUUUCCUGCGAUUACAAAUUUACUGAAAAAUGUGGAUCCUAUUUCAACGAAUAUCUCUAAAGCAUCUAACUUGUUCGGAACCGACACCAAAUCUACUCCGGCUACAAUAUUUGGAGUUUCAACGGCUGCUUCGAGUACAGGAAUUUUUGGUAGCAUCAACAGUACUACUACUCCUUCAUCAAUUUCCUCCACUAGUAGGUUUACGGCAGAGACAGAAGUUUCAACUACCGACGCAACUACUCCUGAAACAUCCGUUAAUACCACUACCGCUACAAGCACAACACCCACUCUUUUCGGAUCGUUCAAAUUACCAACGACAACGAGUUCUGCGACAGUUUUGUCGUUCGGGAACAUCGCAGCUGAAACGAAAGUAACGGACCUAUCCACAAAGAAAGAAGCAGUUUCGAACACGGUAGCAACAUCGCUUGGAUCUUCCUUGGCUACAGUUCCUAUUGAUACAGCUCCAAGUGUAUCGACCGUAGCAUCAACUACGACUACUCCCAGUUUUUCGUUCGGAUCAGUCACAGUACCAGCAGUAGUGUCUUCGAACUCUACAAGCACGACUACCCCAACAACAUCGACCACUGACAUGGCGUCUAAUUUAUUCGGAUCCUUCAAUAUUUGCUCGCCGACGGUAACAACUAGCGCAACGCCGCAAACAGGAAAUAUUUUCGGAAGCACUUCAUUUUCAGCUCCAAAAACUGAAACUACUUCUAUUUUCGGAACUGCUUCCGGCAUCAGCACACCCGCUGUUUUUGGUGCGGCUAGCACUGAUGCUUCUAAAGUUGCAUCCAAUCUUUUCGGUAGCGUUACAGCUGCAAAUAGUGUCGUCAGUACAGCUCCCGAAACAGGACUGUUUGGGUCUGUAGCUGUCGCCAGCAGCACGGGAACGUCAAUUUUCGGCAGCAGUCCAGCCACCACCGGUUCGCCAUUCAGUGCCGGCACACUCGCUUCGACAGGUAGCGGCGGAGGUUUAUUCGGAUCUGUUAACACACAAGCAACUAGUACGCAAGGUUCUAUUUUCGGCGGAACUACAAUCAGUGGUCAACAAUCGGCAUUUGGAUCGGUCACUGUUCCAACGGCAACAACUGCGUCCAGUAUCUUCGGUAGUGCGGGGGCAACAAGCGGUGGACUUUUUGGAUCAGUUGGUGCAGCAUCGACAGCAGGAGGGUCAAUUUUUGGUGGUACAGCUUCCUUCACUAGUCCCAGUGCGAGUACUGGGAACAUAUUUGGCAGCUCUGUUACUGGAUCAACUGGUUUCGGUUCGUCUGCUUUCGGACAGCCAAGCUCACCACAACCGGCACAGUCGAUAUUCGGAGGAGCGGGCACAGCUUCAACUUUCGGAAGUUCUAGCUUUGGAUCCAAUUCAGGGGGUGCAUUCAGUCAACCCGUCAGUGGCACUGUGGCACAAACUGGUUUCGGUUCACCAACGUCGUCCGCUUUCAACAAACCUACAUUUGGAGGUCCGGCAGCUUUUGGUGGAGUGCCUGCUUUCGGUGGUACUCCUACGUUCGGUGGUACGCCGGGAUUCGGUAGUCCACCGGCGUUCGGUAGCAAACCCUCUUUUGGUGUUGCUAGCGGAUUUGGUCAAGCACCGCUGAGUCCCUCUACCCAAUCAAACAAUCUAUUCGAGCAGCUGGGAUCGUCUACUUCGGGAGUUUCCUUCGGUAAUUUAGCUCAGCAACCGACGCAGAAAUCACCACAAUUUGGAGGUUCGUCCUUUUCGAGUUGGCGUUCGUAGAGCUUCGACGAACAGGUAGUGUAUAUUUAAACUGUGUUUUAUGUGUUAUGAUCAUAAUGACAGCUUCAACUGAACGAAACUUUGUUUA